UCAAACAAUUAGCAGCUCCGUCAACAAAAACAAAACAAAAAAAAACCAGCCGCUGCCGCUUUCACCAUUGUUUUGUAAGUUGGACUUGGGGGUCGCAACACUGAACUCGGCUACCUGGAAACGCCGCCGGAGUUACUCCUCGUCCGCCAGUAGUAGCGGUACAGAUGCACAUUGCUUAACACAGUCUUUGCCCUUUCGAAGCAAACAGUUUUGCGCGCGACGUGUGUUCACUUGCUUCCUCCCUCUCUCUCUCUCUCUCUCUCUCUCUUAGAAGAACAAUCCCACGCAGAGGAAGAUACCAUCUAUAGCCUCAGCUUCAGCAGAUUGACUUUUGUUUAUUUUUUAAAUCAUCGGUCUACUCCUGGAAUUUUGUCAAGGUUGCUGAUUUCACAGGUACCAAAUUUAAAUCAUUAUAUAAACAAUAUUUGUGUCUCUCGAAGUACAAAUUUGAUUAUUGUUUAGCCACAUCGAUCUCCAUUUGCUUCUUUCAUGUCUACCUUUUUUUUAAGUGCAUUCUUACUUGGUUAUCAUCAACCUUUUUCUUUUUGUUAAGUACUUAAAGUAGAGGCAUGGAACAGAGAUUAGCAAAUUGUGUGCAAUUAACAGUUAAUGAAAAACAAUUCAUUGAAAACGCUCUACUAUCAGAGCUUCGAGUGGAUGGUCGUGGCCCGUUGGAGUAUCGCAAGUUGAGCAUUAAAUUUGGGAAGGAUGAUGGUUCUGCCGAGGUCCAAUUGGGUGAGACACGUGUGAUGAGUUUUGUGAGUGCUCAACUUGUGCAGCCUUACAAAGAUAGGCCUAAUGAAGGCACACUUUCCAUCUUCACUGAAUUCUCUCCCAUGGCUGAUCCUUCAUUUGAGCCUGGCCGUCCUGGAGAAUCUGCUGUUGAAUUAGGACGCAUUAUAGACCGUGGUCUACGUGAAAGCAGAGCCAUUGACACUGAAUCACUUUGCAUUCUUUCUGCCAAGCUUGUCUGGGCCAUUCGCAUUGAUAUCCAUAUACUGGACAAUGCAGGGAAUCUUGUUGAUGCUGCAAAUAUUGCUGCAUUGGCUUCUCUGUUGACAUUCAGAAGGCCUGAAUGUUCGUUGGGGGGAGAGGAUGGUCAACAAGUGGUAGUGCAUCCACCUGAGGUGCGCGAGCCACUCCCUUUGAUUUUACAUCAUCUUCCAGUUGCUGUCACCUUUGGAUUUUUCAGUAAUGAAAAUCUUGUGGUCUUGGAUCCGACAUACCAUGAAGAGGCUGUAAUGACUGGACGUAUGACUGCAACACUUAAUGCAAAUGGCGAUGUUUGCGCCAUUCAAAAGCCUGGGGAGCAAGGAAUCUUUCAACAUAUUAUCAUGCAUUGCUUAAAACUUGCUCAUGUUAAAGCCGGUGAUAUUACAGCCAAGAUAAAAGAUGCAGUUGAAAAGCACAACAAUGAAAGGGCACUGCAGAAGAUUAAACGCCGUUCUUCAUCUGUUUCCGUAGAUGUAUGUGGAACCACUGCCAGAUUACGGGGGAAACAAAACCAAUCAGGUGGUGGUAAAGAUAAUAGUCAUCUAGACCAACUGAAGCCGAAAGAUGAAGCAAAUUUUAUGGAAUGUGACGCCACAUCAUCAGGACAAGUACAAAUUAACAAGAAGGAUGAAGGCUCAAAGAAUUUCACGGGUGGUCCCUCAAGUUGGUAUGGCAAGAAGGAUCCCUACUCAGAGUGUGUCAAUUCAGAUCUUCUAAAAGCUCCAAUGGACAGUGAAUGUUAAAUGUUAAAGUAGUGAGGACAGAAUGUUCGGAAUGUUGUAAAAAUUCAAUGGACAGUGAAUGAUAGAGUCUGUUUGUGCAUUUAGGCAUGCAGAAAUCGAUUUUCACAGAAGGAAGGGAAGCUUUCAUCAAAGGUGUCCCAUAAGGUGGAGAAUGUCACUCUUGUGGUGAAGAGAAACUUAACAAAACACACUUUGUCAAUGUUUUUUUUUUUUUUGUGACAAAGUAAUGACAAUACAAAAAAACUGUUAUUGCGUUGUUUCUUUUUUUUGACAAAGUUAUUGCAUUGUUUCUUGUUCACUGUUUUAUUGGAGAGACGUGGAAUACACUAUAAAAUGAAUGUCAUUUGCAUUUUCCAAUAUAAAAUUAUUAUUUUACUUCUAA
Messenger RNA from Trifolium pratense (red clover), 2118 nucleotides. RefSeq names its product exosome complex component RRP45A-like. The record is from RefSeq and is a predicted model, not a curated record. Gene Ontology annotation, biological process: U4 snRNA 3'-end processing; nuclear polyadenylation-dependent mRNA catabolic process; nuclear polyadenylation-dependent rRNA catabolic process. The coding region runs from base 570 to 1736 and encodes 388 amino acids. Lineage: Eukaryota; Viridiplantae; Streptophyta; Magnoliopsida; Fabales; Fabaceae. Gene Ontology annotation, cellular component: nuclear exosome (RNase complex); cytoplasmic exosome (RNase complex). The transcript has 7 exons.